Pleurotus ostreatus (oyster mushroom) is the source of this 753-nucleotide messenger RNA. RefSeq lists its product as uncharacterized. Gene Ontology annotation, cellular component: cytoplasm. Gene Ontology annotation, biological process: regulation of translational initiation. NCBI's taxonomy places the organism in Eukaryota, Fungi, Basidiomycota, Agaricomycetes, Agaricales, Pleurotaceae. The record is from RefSeq and is a predicted model, not a curated record. The transcript is spliced from 2 exons. Bases 1 to 753 code for a protein of 250 amino acids.
AUGGCUAACCUGGAUUCAUUCGUGAAAUCCAGCAAACCAAGGCCAACCCCUAUCGCAACCUCGCAGGAAAUUCGGGAUAGAGGAUCCACGUUCGUUGCAUAUGCAUACAGAGCCUACUCACCCCAAGAAGCAGGCGAAGUCGUAAAGCAUGUAAAGCACGUCGUGCAUGGAUCCAAACCCGCCACCCACGAGAUAGCUGCGUGGCGGUGCAUGGUCCUUCGACCGGGACAUACUGGAUUGGCAGGUCCAGAUGACUUUCAGCUGCAGGCUGGGAGCGACGAUGAUGGUGAGAAAUGGGCUGGAGAAAAGAUCCUCAAAGUCAUGCAGACGGAGAGCGUCCUCGAUGCGGUAGUGAUUGUCAGCCGAUGGUAUGGCGGAACGAUGCUUGGGCCAGCCCGAUUCUCUCAUGUGGAGACUUGCACUCAUGAAGUUUGUCGCAUGUUCAAGCGCAAAGACGAGAUGGACGAAUGCAUGUCGACCUUGAAUUCCCUAGAUGACAUCCUAGCCAACUUACGAUCCCAAUUGGAGGAUCUGAGAGGCGGGGAGCACACUGCCACCCUGGCUGAGAAACAACUUACCUCCAGAAACGAACAUGCUAAACGACCUGACUACACCGCCAUGGUACUGGCCGAAGAUCUGCCUAAAGCAAAAAGGCUCAUCAACGCUCGAGAGAAAGCUAUCCAGGCUGUCAAGCUCUCGAUUGGGAAAUCUGCAUCUUCCACCGCUGCUCGCAUACCGAAGUCUGCGCAAUGA